Molecule: messenger RNA, 1185 nt
Organism: Laccaria bicolor S238N-H82
Lineage: Eukaryota; Fungi; Basidiomycota; Agaricomycetes; Agaricales; Hydnangiaceae
Exons: 6
Coding region: 1-1185 (394 amino acids)
Source: RefSeq, a predicted model, not a curated record
AUGGCGAUGUCGACUCUGCCUGGUCAUGAUCAUACGUCUAGUUCCACUCCCUCUUUAGAUGGCAAAGGGGGUAUGGAUUCAGCUGCGAAAGUAGCAAAGUCAACGAAAAAGAUGGGUCCUAGCUAUGUAUAUUACCGGCUGUACACCAAACUCGGCACAUUUGAAUCAAAUAACCCUCUUUACUCCAACGACCGUUUCAUUGGCCGCAUUCCGUUGAGAUCUUUUGCCCCUCCUCAUACCGUCGCGUCUAUCAAGCUGUCCCUGUGCGGACUUGAGGACCUUUCGGAGCCCGACAAGGCGCUUCUCUUCACACCGCUCUCAAGCCCAGCACCCAAAGAAGACUCUGUCCGCCUCUCUUUGUACGCUCCUUCUGGGCCUGACCUGUCCGAACACGAUCCGAUCGCGUUGGUUGUCGAGUCGGAGAAGAGGACCGAGGAGGUCUCGCAAUCAGAGAAACUGCCGGAACGCUCUGAUGAUACCGAUAUCCAAUACGGCAAGUCAUGUCGAUGUCUCUUACGCAGUGCACUUAUCAGCUUUACAGUACACUAUCGCGUUUACCUUUCAGGGGGAAAAGGAGAUAAAAAGGCAAAGACGUCCUUUGACGAAAGCGAUAUUUCGUUAGGACGCAUCAACACCCUCUUCAUCGCUCCCCCUCACACCGCUGGGUCUUUGAAAGCAUGCAGCGCGAAACUUGAAGGCCUCGUAACGCCGGGUCAUGCACGCUACGAAGACAUGGAACUCUUCCAAGACAUGAAUAGUGACGCUGCCAUGAGCGGCACCGAUGUCAUGACCUUCGAAGGUGACGCUUACCCGGGUAGUGAUGAAGGCGAUCCCGUAGCCCUUAUCAAUGCAACUGCCAAUACAGCAACGGAUCAAAAGGUUAAGCCUAUACCAGGUAACGUUCUCAAUGGACCAGAUUUAAAAGGCGCUCGAAUAAAUUACACUUGGACAGCAGACAAUGCAAACAAGUCCACCUGGCUAUCCAUAAUCAAAGAUGAGAUUGUUCACACGGAUGGAGUUAUCGUCUCCGUGAUGUGCCGGGCUACCAACAGUAUUUCUUUACUUUUCUGCUUUGUCACAAACUAUUCACGCUUUGUCGGAACAGUAUACUAUCCAGCAUACAUGAUGAUUAAUUCCAAGGGUGAAAAAGGCUUUGUGUAUAAGGAUCGUAUUGAUUUUCUCUGA